Messenger RNA from Cryptococcus amylolentus CBS 6039, 2805 nucleotides. RefSeq lists its product as hypothetical. The transcript is spliced from 7 exons. Gene Ontology annotation, cellular component: nucleus. The record is from RefSeq and is a predicted model, not a curated record. Gene Ontology annotation, biological process: poly(A)+ mRNA export from nucleus. Gene Ontology annotation, molecular function: protein binding; RNA binding. Bases 647 to 2602 code for a protein of 651 amino acids. Lineage: Eukaryota; Fungi; Basidiomycota; Tremellomycetes; Tremellales; Cryptococcaceae.
AUCUCAACCACUUCUACUUUAACCCCUAGGGACACUUUCCAACACCCAACACCCCAAUAACGAACUGUCCAGGUACAAACAACCAGAUCCAACCCUCGCUUCACCUCCAGCCCAGCUCAAUCUAUGGCUGCAUACCAGGCGCUCUCCGCAAUGGCCAACAACCAAUCCGGACCCUCCUCAUCCCUCUCUAUCAGGGGGGCAGCAGCUGGCGGGCCCGCAUCCAGAGUCGUGGCCAAUGCCUUGAGGGGUGCUGGGAUCUCGAGGUCGUCGGCGGCGCAAGGAAUGGACAUAGACGGUGGUGUCCAGCGGGGACCAGGCAGGGGCGCAGCGAGGCGAGGAAGGUCCAGUGGACCUCUUGAUCAGGUAAGUGAUGUUUUCAACUACCUCCUCUGGUGGUGCUGGGAAAGCCAGGGUUGCCUGGCCAGAAAUAUGUCGCCAUGAGCCUCGAGGUAUUCGCCACCCUGAGGCAAUCUGGCCAUGUAUGGCAGGGUAGAUUGAGAUACAGCAACCUUCGCCAUCUCGUAUCGAGACACGAGUUUCUUUUCAUACCCCGCCUGCCUUUCCUUUCUAGGGAAAGGACAUUGGAUCCCGGGUAUGACACGACACAAAACCUCCCUUCCGCACUUUGCCUCGCUCCCUCAGCACCAUGCCAUCAGACACCUCUGAAGAUUUUGAAAUGAUGCUUACCGACUCGGAAUAUCCUCCUCUCCCCCAUCCGCCCUCUAUCUUUACUCGCCACCCCUUACCUCGUCGACCGGUACAUAUACAACCCAUUCACAUUCCAAAUCACAUCUCUACACGAUUUCAACGCCCGUAUAACCUAUAUCCAAACAACCGAACGCACUAUCAGACUGGCCGCCAUCGACCACCAGUCAAUGGUAGAGAUGAUUCCCCCUACGCAAAACGACCGACCAAUGUGGCAAAGCCCGCACGGGGUAGAGGAGGGCGUCAUUCACACCCGGGGCGGAAUCCUGCGGGGACACCACCGACCCUGGCUGAUCUGAGGCGAGGCGGCACACCAAGCAAAGCCGAGACGGAUCACGCCAACUCUCAGCUGAAACAGAAGCUGGGGAGUGAGGAAAUGAAGGCGUGGUUGAGAAGCAGGAUGAUCUCUCCGGGCGUUCUGGACAUGUCGAACCUCCAACUUGACGAAUGGCUCAAUACAAAUGGUAUCCUCCCUCCCGGCCACGUUCGCGCCCCUCACAACUCUGGUAUCGUUUUCUGGCGUCUGAUCGACUCGGUUCUCCAAAAGACCGACAAUACACCCAUUCACACCCUUACACUCGGCUCAAACGAUCUCCACCACCUCAAACAGCUUGAAAAGCUGCCUUUCUGGCUCCCGGAUAUUCGGGCGCUUGACUUGAGCGACAACCCCAUCAAUCAUAUCGCCGAGCUGGACAACAUCCUGGCGUCUGGAGAGAAGAAAGGAAAGGCGAACGCAGGGAUGGGGAGUUUGAAGAGUCUGGUAGAGCUCAAGUUGAACGGCUGUGCUUUCAGGGAAAAGACGUUGGCGAUGCAAGAUGGUGAGGCCAUCUAUAAGCAUGAGAUUCUUCGGCGAUUCCCUGGACUGAGGAUUCUCGACGGCGUCAGUCUGGAACGUGUGGUCUUUCCCAUCGAAAGGAAGCCCAAAAUCAAACACACGGAAGAGCAAAAGGCUGCACUCGUUGCUAGGCCAUACACUUUCCCUGUGGAGGUCAAGUCCGAGUUCUUUUCAGAGGCUGCUGCCAAAGAUUUUGCCAUGAGUUUUUGCGCCAGAUACUUUCCCUUAUUCGACAAUGCCCGGGGCGAGCUUCUACCGGCUUAUGCCCCCAACGCCCUCAUCUCUAUCGCAGCAAACACUCUCAGCUCUCGCUCUUACCUCGCCACCCAGGUCGUCCCCCGUACCCGCUCCGAGCGCCCCCAACCCGUCCCCUUCGAGCCUUGGACCAAGCUCCCUUCUCGAAACUUUUUCCGUAACGCCACGAGUAUUCAACAGCGAAUGGAAACGCUCAAGACGAGGGCGGACCCGGAGAAGUUGCUGGAGUGGUGGGACAAGAGUGUACCCAAGACGGAACAUCCAUUGACAGAUGCUGGGAAAUGGUGUUUCGAGUGUUGGGUGUUGGAUAGUGAAGGGGGACGGGUGAGGUUGUGUUUGCAGAUUCAGGGAAUGUUUAGGGAAUUGCCUUCGGGGACCUAUCGAUCUUUCUCCAGAACAUUUAUCCUGGUCGAAGCGCCUCCAGACUCUCCUGCUGUAGCUGCAGGGUUCCCCGCGACGAUCCUCUCAGACACCAUGAUUGUCCACUCUUACUUGGGCUCCAACGCAUUCGACGGUGUGCAGCCUUUGGCAUCCCACGGCGUUACCAUUCAACCGCCCUCCAUUCCCUUCUCCCCGAGCGAAGUCGUGAUCCCCGCCGGCGCCCCCGCCGCUGCUCCAGGCCUUCCUGCCGUAGGCGCACCCUCAGAGGCGGAACAACAAGCGCUCGUGGCCCAAGUGUCACAGAGGACGCGGAUGAAUGCCCAAUUUGCCAUGAUGUGUCUUGCGCAGAAUGGGUGGGAUUUGGAGGCGGCGGUAGCCAAUUUCGAGGAGAUCAAGGGGUCGAUUCCUCAGGAGGCGUUCUUGUAGACGGGGAAGAGCGUGCAUGGGCGAGGGGGAGUGUAAUUGUCGGCAUCAGUAGUCAUCAACCAAACAAAAAUAGCAUUUCAGUCCAUAGAAGACUACAGACACUUUUCGUACAUGGCAUCGUUAUCUUUUCGUUCUUUUCAUGUUCGUCUCUGUUACGAGUCUUGGAAACUUUCCCCAGAAUAUGAAUUGACUUGAGAUCGGCA